CAAUAUUACUAGAUCUAGUAUUCUACGUUCCUCAACACAGGGCGAGCCUGACAACUCCCCAGAGUGGUACCUGAAACACCUGACAGAGGCGCUGGGUUUCCUACAGGACAAUUUCCCGAGGACUUUCGUCAGUUUGGUGGAGAUCCUUCCUAUCGAGCAGAUCCAAGAGUUGAACAGUAACAUUGUCUGCUCUUUUCUUCACAGCCCAGCGGAGACGUUGACUACUCACUGAUGGCUGCUGACUGCUUCCAUUUCAGCCGGAAAGGCCACGCCUUGGCUGGCAUAGGGCUCUGGAACAAUCUUAGGAUCGUCCUUUCCUCGCAACUCGUCGGAACAGCGUGCUUGGCUUACAGUUGGGGGCGGAUGGACCGUCGUCGAAUUCAACCACACCUCGUGCAUCAUCAUCCAAGUCAAAUACCACCAAGAAAUACGCCGCUCCUGUCGUCGCAAUUUCAGCACUCAUCGCUAUGUCGCUUGUUGCAACUGGGCUUGCGUUUUGGAGGAAGAAGACGAAUAAUCAUAGACUCUACGAGAAGAUUUGAUGUAGGAUUAUGAACAGCUUAACCCUAUCCGUACGCCGUGUUUUACUAUAGUAUCCAUACGACGAGGGGAAGUCUGUGUCACCA
Molecule: messenger RNA, 626 nt
Organism: Aplysia californica (California sea hare)
Lineage: Eukaryota; Metazoa; Mollusca; Gastropoda; Aplysiida; Aplysiidae
Product: phospholipase B1, membrane-associated
Biological process (GO): phospholipid metabolic process
Molecular function (GO): glycerophospholipase activity
Source: RefSeq, a predicted model, not a curated record